AUGGCCAAGCCGCAGAUGCGCGUCGGCCGCAGCCGCGUCCCAAUCAAGCGACGGCGCCUCCUGGAGCCGGAGUCCGUUGCGACGCUCAUGACGCCGUGUUCCAGGAACUGUCCCCGCCCAAGCCCCGCCCAGAGCCAAGAGCCGUCGGUAUCUGAAGAGACCAAUUCAUGGCCACUCGAGGCAAGUGAAGGCGACGACCUUGGCGUCCAGGACGAUGGUGGCCUCGACGUCCAGAACGAUGGCAGCCCCGACUGUCGAGACGCUGCCGGUCUUGACGCCCAGGACGAUGACGACCUCGUUAAUCCGUACGAUGAUCCACUCGACGACCCCAGCGACGAUGAGGAAGACGCGAUGACCACCAACACCAAACAACGUGAUCCAGAUGCACGUGCCUCGGCGUCCCGACAUGCAUCCAAGGAGCAACGUCGACUCGCAGCUUUCGCCAAGUACCUUUAUCCCUGCGUGCGCGCGCUAUGCUUCUUCAAGAACCCCGUGUCUGUCGACCGCCCGUGCGAUGUCUAUGGCUGCAACGCCAGCGCUGCCUUUGGUCACAAGGUCGUGCAAGGCACUACAAAGUCGACCGUCAAGAACGUCAAGAACGUCGAGUGCUGCGAAGGAAGCCUUACCAAGUCGUACUUCGUGCGGCUGCAUACGUUCGACAUCGACGCCGACAAGAUUUUCGUCAAGACAUGCGCCGAUCACCAUAUUGCCCGCCUUGCAAAGCCUAGUCGAAUGAUUUUGCUGUCGUAG
Saprolegnia parasitica CBS 223.65 is the source of this 750-nucleotide messenger RNA. RefSeq lists its product as hypothetical. The record is from RefSeq and is a predicted model, not a curated record. The transcript is spliced from 5 exons. The coding region runs from base 1 to 750 and encodes 249 amino acids. NCBI's taxonomy places the organism in Eukaryota, Oomycota, Saprolegniomycetes, Saprolegniales, Saprolegniaceae.